AGCAUGUGACCACGCCGCGCGGGGCCGGGCGAGCAGUGCCGCGCGGUGGCGGCGGCGGGGAGAGCAAUGGAGGCCGCGGCCGCCUAAGAGGCGGGUGCGCUCCUAGGACUGCUGGGCGGGCUGCUGGUGUUGCGGGGCCGCAGCGGGCUGGGCAGUCGCGUCUGCCGCCCGCGCGGGACCGCUCGUCACUGUCCAGCCGCUCUUCCAGCCUCGGCGCCGGGCAGGGACCUCAGUUCACAAGAGCCGUGAUUCCCAGGCUUUCGAGAAAUGUACCUCAUUUUCUGGCGCACUCACCACUGAAGGUGAAUUCUCCUUUUGACAAGAAAAUUUUGGUGGAGGCUACCCAACAGGGAAAGCACACGUGGCUAUUAAGACAAAAAGAAGGGAGGCAAGUUCCAGCCUUUUAAGAAGUUGUUCGGCAAAAGGAAAAAGAAAGACACUUCGUUUUCCCGGGAGGCGUCAGCAGGAAAGAAGAGUCACUCUCCUCCGAGCAUCAGCAAUGGAACCUUCUCUUCUGACGAGGAGACCCUGGAGGACAAUCUAAGGUCCUUCAACUAUUCUAUGGGAACCCGGGCGUUUUCCCAUGACAGUAUUUUUAUCCCUGAUGGGGGAGCAGAAAGUGAGCAGACAGUUCAAGCAAUGUCACAGGACAACAUCCUGGGCAAAGUCAAAACUCUUCAGUCGACUAAGCAGUAUGUUCCUGCGACAGUUGGGCAAGAACAUCAAGUUUGGGCAGCCGCCACCCAGUGCCACUCCCAUGAAGAAGGCAGACAGUGGAGAGGCUAGCUUAGAAGAGGACCUGUUCCUGGCCAGUCCCAUGGAGAUUGUCACUCAGCAGGACAUCGUCCUCUCCGACUCCGAGAACAAAUCUAGUGACACACCAGGUUCUCUGAGUCCUCUGAAUCUGCCUGGAGCCAGAAGUGAGAUGGAAGAGAAGGCAGCUCCAGUUAAACCGUCUCGGCCAAAAAGGCACUUCUCUUCUGCUGGCACCAUCGAAAGUGUCAACCUGGAUGCCAUCCCCCUGGCCAUCGCUCGCCUAGACAACAGUGCCGCCAAGCACAAACUGUCCGUCAAGCCAAAAAACCAGAGGGUGUCAAAGAAGCACAGGCGACUUGGACUUGCCAGGGAUCGAUCAAACGAACAAGGUGGCCUUCUGAGUCAGCUGCCCCUGGACCAGAACGGACACCCUGCAGAAGACAAGCCAGUGUGGCAUGAAGAGGAGCCAGAACCACUGGACUCCGAGGAAGAAAAGAGACGCCAGGAAGAAUACUGGCGAGAACUGGAGGCCAAGUGCAAACGGCAGAAGGCUGAAGCAGCUGAGAGGAGACGCCUGGAAGAGCAGAGGCUUCAGGCCCUGGAGAGGAGGCUUUGGGAAGAGAACAGAAGGCAGGAGCUCUUGGAGGAGGAAGAGGAAGAGGAGGGAGAGGAGAGAGAACCACAGCUACAUGCCGGAAAGAGGCAAUGCAUGGAGGAGAGACAGAGGCUGGAAGAGCAAGGUGGCAGAGGCCAGGAGCAGAGGGAGCAAGAGGAAAGAAGACCCCAGGAAGUGGAGGCUCAGAGGCAUCUGGAGGAACAGGUUGAGCCCCAGCAGGAAGAGCUGGAGGUGCAGAGCAGGCAAGAGGCAGAGAAGCAACGGCAGGAAGAAGAGAAAAGAGAGUUGAAGGAACUCCGAAGACUGGAGGAGCAGAGGCAGCAGGAAGCUGAGAAGCAGCGGCUGGAGGAAGAGGAGAGGAAGAGGAGGCUGGAGGAGCAGAGGCAGGAGGAAGCUGAGAAGCAGAGGCUGGAGGAAGAGGACAGGAAGAGGAGGCUGGAGGAGCAAAGGAGGCAGGAAGCUGAGAAGCAGCAGCUGGAGGAAGAGGAGAGGAAGAGGAGACUGGAGGAGCAGAGGCAGCAGGAGGAAGAAGAGAAACGGAUGAAGGAGCUCAGAAGGCAGGAGGAGCUGGAGGAGCAGAAACGGCGGGAGGAGGAGGCGAAGAGAAGGGAAGAGCUGAGAAAAAGGCAGGAGGAGAUGGAGGCACAGAGGCUGCGGGAAGUGGGAAAGGAGCCUCAGGAAGCCCUGAGUGUGGAGGAGAGUCAGCUGCAGUCGGACAGCAGGAGCCCACUUCAGAUUGACUUUGCUGAAAAACCAGAACAAGAACACCUGAAACCCGAGAGGCCAAGAGAAAAGGCUGAGGAACCAGGUGUUUGCGAGAAGCAGAGCCAGGAGGCUGAACCAUCAGGAGAGCAGCAGGGAAAGCAGAGGGAUGUUCACGGGCAAGAUGGUUGUGUCCAUCAGGAAAAGGAAAGAGAAGCUAACAUAUCCCCUCACCAGAAACGAGGGGUGCAAGUGAGAGAGAUGCUGGGUGCCCUGGAGAAGAAAGAAGCUGCCACCCUAGAAAAAGACAGAAAGGGGGAGGAACUCAGGUGGCAGGAAGUGGACGAGAGGCAGACCAUGCCCAGACCCUAUACUUUCCAGGUGUCAUCAGGUGGGAAACAAAUUCUCUUCCCCAAAGUCAACCUGAGCCCUGUGACACCCAUGAAAGACACAGAACUUGCCUCUCCUCCCCACGAGCCAAAGGCUGCCAAAGCCAGCCCUGCCUCCCACACUCUGCCCUCAUCACUGAGCAUCCCUCACACGGCCAUUCUGGUCACAGGAGCACAGCUGUGCGGCCCAGCUGUCAACCUGAGCCAGAUCAAAGACACAGCCUGCAAGUCUCUCCUGGGUUUGUCAGAAGAAAAGAAGCAUGUGGAUGUCCCCACUCUGGAGAAUGCACCCCAAGCCCCCACUGACCCCAAGGCAGGCAGCAGAAAGGCCAGGCCCCCCCAGGAGUCCUCGAGCAGUGUAGCUGCACUGGCUGAGUGGGCUUCCAUUCGCUCCAGAAUCCUGAAGAACUCAGAGAGUGACCAGUGCAGCAAGAGAGACCAGUCUCAGCCUGGUGAUGAGCACCCCCCCAGGGGCCGAUGUGAUUCCCGGGGGAACCUCCGGAAGACUCCACCAGUGAAUGCGAAGUUCUCUAUUAUGCCUGCCUGGCAGAAAUUCUCUGAUGGGGGCACAGAGACCUCCAAACAGAGCACGGAAGCUGAAGGCAUUAGAAAAAGACCCGUGUUGGGAGCCAGUGAGGAGACAGCGCCCCUGCCCCUGGCUGCUGAUAUCAGUGAGCACCAGAAGGCCACAGAGAAUCUGGGGGUGCACCAGGAGCCAGCGGACACCACUGAGGGAUGCAAAUUUGCCAAAGACCUUCCAUCUUUCCUUGUUCCAAGCCCUCCUUACCCUCUGCAGAAAGCAGUGGCCCACACAGAGCCUGCGACCUUGUCGGAUAAUGAGACCACCAGUGGCGUAGGAAAGCCAGACGCCAUGAUGCCAGGUGGGGAGGAAAAAGCCUCACCUUUCGGAAUAAAGUUGAGAAGGACCAACUACUCCUUGCGCUUCCACUGUGACCAACAGACAGAACAGAAGAAGAAGAAAAGGCACAGCAGCAUUGGGGACAGCGUCGACGGGGUGCUGCCUGCACCAGGGAGCACAAAUGGAGAGAAAGAGACAGAAGGUGUGGCCCUCAAGCACGGCCCUUCCCUUCCCCUGGAGAGGAAGCAAGCCCCGCCCACCUGGAAGGACUCUGCUGAAAGCCCUUCCAGCCACUCCCCUGCAGCCCAGCCCGGGCCCCCACCAGUCAGCCUCCAGACCCCGGCUCCAGAGCACAAGGCAGCAAACAGAAUGCCAGUGGUGCAGAAGCCAGCCCUGGCACCCAAGCCCGCCGAUAAGACCCCACCGCCCUCCCCACUCUGCAAACUGAGCAGGCCCUACCUGGGGGAGCUGCUGGCUCGGCGGCCGGGGAAGCCUGACCCGGGGUCCAGUGAGCCAUGCAAGGAGAGCCAGGAGAGCGGUGACCCUUGGCCACCCUCACCGCCACCCCCUGAGGAGAGGAAGGCCCAGAGGAGGGAUAAGGAGGAAGAGAUGGAAACAGAGAGGAAACCUGCUUCCCCAGUUCUGCCUGCUGCCCAGCAAGAGAAGCCUCCCCAGACUCCCGAGGCCGGGAGGAAAGAAAAGCCAGUGCUUCAGAGCAGACACUCUCUAGAUGGCUCCAAACUUGGGGAGAAAGCUGAAACGGCGCAGCCACUGUGGAUAACGUUAGCACUGCAAAAGCAGAAGGGCUUUCGGGAGCAGCAAGCUACACGGGAGGAGAGGAAGCAAGCCAGGGAGGCCAAACAGGCGGAAAAGCUCUCCAAGGAUCCCGCCGGCAUCGGUCCACCGCCAGGAAGCAGCAGUGUGAGCAGAGCCGGGUCCCUGCACAAGGCCUUGGCUCAGCCGGAAGAGAAGAAACCGGAGACAGCAGGGUCCAGGCUGGAGCGCAGAGACCAGCUGAAAAAGGCCAACACCCUCCCGACAUCUGUGACAGUGGAGAUCUCGGAUUCGACCCCCCCAGCGCCGCUGGUGAAAGAAGUCACCAAGAGGUUCUCCACCCCAGACGCUGCCCCUGCAUCCACAGAACCGGCCUGGCUGGCUUUGGCCAAAAGGAAAGCCAAGGCCUGGAGCGACUGCCCGCAGAUCAUUAAGUAAAGAGUGACUCUUGUCCAUCCUGUUCCUGGUUCUUGGCUCCUCUCUUGCCCUUUUUAUUUAUUUAUUUUUUUAUAUGCGGUAAAGAAACCAAGCUAGGGAAAAGCAGCAUGUUUUAUAGGCUCUGAAAUAAUGUUUAGAAACACAACUGGUGGUGUUCCUUGUAAACAGUGUAUUUGCACAACCCUAGGUCCUGGUGCCUUGAGCUCCUCCUCGUUCUAAAGAGACAGUUCUGUCCGAGGGACCACACGAGGCAAAACCUGCAGACGCAGAACCCCUCAGGAGAGCCUGCCACGCCCACUCCGCAGCCUCCCCCACACACGCCCACACUCCCUCGAACACGUCCUUUUGCCAAUCUUUGUACUGGUUUUUUGACUCUAUACUCCAAUUUCUUUUAUCCAAAACAUCUACCCUGCCAUAUGUCUGGGGGUUUCUACCUUUUUCUACGGUAAUGGUGGGAGGAUCAUACAGAGAUAGAAAUGAGGACGCCCAUUCUCCGGAACAUAGCGACUAACUAGGAAGUGCGAGUCGCAGCCUGCCUCCCAGCUCUGCUCGCGUCUGGUUUCCCUGAAUUUCGCCCACCUGACACUGCGAUACGGAAAGCGAGUCCGCCCACACUUCCACCGCACCGUUGAUCCACGGGCCCCACAGUACCAGUACUCUCCCUCAAGGACGCGUUAAACAUUUGGCCCAUUUGGCCCCUAGGGAACAUUUUUAUUUCAUACGAUAAAGGAAGCUACAGAUUCUCUUUCCGAGAAGCCCCACCUAGUGCAGUUGCUCUUAAGACGUCCAGGCUCCACCUGAGGCCUACUGUGAGGAGAGGGCCAGAAAUGCAUAUUCUGGCAAAAACUCUUCACACGAAUCCUGUUACAUCCCAAAGGCCUAGAACCUCGGGACACACUGCUUCUAGUGUAAUGUAGUUCUUAAAACUCUGAAGGGGAGACUCAUUUCACCCAGAGAAGCAAAAGUGAGACAAGAAAAAUAAUAACGCCCCCUCCUCCAGCCAGCUCUUUAUUACAAGGUACAAGAGGCUAGUGACAUUACGUGCCUCUGAAAAGCCCCUAAAUCUUUAGGGAAAGUUAACAGGAAGGUGAGAUUUGGAGCCUUUGUACUGAGAACCUCCUGCAGAAGUUCCUUUCUUUCCCAUAAUCGAGUAACCCAUACUUACAGUCAACUAUUCGAUAGCAUUUGUAAUUUAGAGCAUUCACCACGCUACCUUUGAAAAACAUCUCGGAGUUUUAAGUGGCCUUGUUAUCAUUACACAUGCAAUACACAGAAGGGACCUGGCAAUUUAAAAGCCACAUACAUUCUUCCAUUUCCCGAAAUUUGCUUUACGUGAAACAGUCACACGGCAAGCCCACACAUCGCUGCUACUAACUUGACAUUCCACGGUGUUGGCCUAUUCCCAUUUCCUUCACUUCUGACCCCAAAGUAGAAGUACAAAUCUUUUGCCCAGUCCAGGGAGAAAUGCAUACUUUUUCCUCCCCUACAAAAACACAUUUUAUUGUAUGUAUUGUUAUUUUCCUUUAUGUUUACUCAAUAGACAAUGUGCUGUUAUUCUGUGCUGUUAUUCUAUCAUUUACCUUAAAGAAUGACAGCAAACUUACUUACUAUACAGAAGGCAUUUUCUUUCUGCAAAUGAUGGCUCCGCCUUAUGGUAGCAGCUAGGAUAUGUGGUCGUACGGAUAGCUGUACUCUUACAAGUUGGAUUUUUAUAGAUAUAUACUGGACCUCCAGUUUGUUAAGAAUCAGUGUAACUAAUUUUGUGUUGCUAUGGAGAGCAAUAGUCCAUGCACAUUUUCCAACUGAUACUCAUUUCCAAAUCAAAUAUGUAAGCAUUUGUUAGUUUCGAUGAUUUCCUCACUAAUAUAACACUUUUUAAUAGGAAUUUUUCCACCUAGAGUCCUGUGCUACAGUAAUUCUUCUGAAUUGACCUUUUCAUUCAUCCUAUCAGCCUUAGAUAAUAUCAGAGUAAUGGCAGAGAACAAGCAAAGCAGUCGGACGUAUUAACCAAGAAUGGUGGACGAGUCCGCUGCCCUGGCUCACCUCUGGCAAGGCCCAUACAAAGUAAGAGAAACGCCACUGUGGAAGUUUCCUCCCAGUCUUGACAGGAGAGCAUACUGCGGAAGGCACGGUGACAGCACUGACUUCCCACGACUCCUAAAGGCUACAUGUUUAAUAUUUCACAUAAAAAUACUCCAGAUUUGCACUAAAUACCAGUGAAGUGUUAUUUUGCUUUAGUUGUAUUGCAGUCUUUUUCACAUCAACAAACUUUGGGGGAAAUUCUGUAAAAACAAAAAAUUCAAGACAAAAAAAUCUCAUUGCUAUGUUAAAUAUACAGCUUUUUAAAAAAAAAUUAAAACGAACACUUGUCCCGGCAAGGUUAUAGACGAUUAACCUCCAUUCAUAGACACCUAUAUAUAAAACUAGAAUUUUUUUGUUUACUUUUUAAAUUUUUCAAGUGCAAUUGUUCCUUAUACAUUAAUCACUAUUAAAUUAUCAUUUUAGCCAGUUAUCAGCAAACUGUAGUAUGUAUUCAUUGUCUCUUCUUGUGACGUUUAAUUGCUUAUUUUAAAGCAGAAAUAUUAGAGUUACAAGCGUCUUGCAAUAUUUUUACCAACAAUAAAAUUAAGUAGAGGCUUAACCAUGAAAAUACCUUAGUGUGAUUUUAAUAUUAUUUUGAGAUUUUGGUUGUAUAAAGUUUCAAUGUAAAAUGUCCAUUGUCGAAGGAAAAUAAUCUUUCAAUAAAAAAUACCCACAAGAUCUCUAACACUGACAGAAUCUCCUUUGCAAGUUGACAUUUUUAUUAAUUUCAAGGGACCUCCUAUUUACAUAGCUCUUGUUGAGAAAGAAAAAUUUCAAGGUGUUUUAUGUGGUACUUUAUUAUACUUUUUUUACUAGGUGUUUUUGGAGAAGAAUACUGAAUAGGGUCAAAUAAAAAUAUUUAUCUCAAU
Messenger RNA from Phyllostomus discolor (pale spear-nosed bat), 7485 nucleotides. It is a transcript of the gene CRACD, whose product is annotated as capping protein inhibiting regulator of actin dynamics. The record is from RefSeq and is a predicted model, not a curated record. The transcript is spliced from 12 exons. NCBI's taxonomy places the organism in Eukaryota, Metazoa, Chordata, Mammalia, Chiroptera, Phyllostomidae. Bases 584 to 4534 code for a protein of 1316 amino acids. Gene Ontology annotation, biological process: negative regulation of barbed-end actin filament capping; maintenance of gastrointestinal epithelium.